AAACGAAAUCAUUGAAAUCAUAAACUAUGUUAUCGGAGAUAUCGAUCAGUCAACACUGGAAAAAAUUAAUGAAACAGUAGCCUUGCCUAUUGAUCAACUUAUUGCACCAAGUAUAAAUCGAAGAGGACGUCAAAUUCCAAGACCCCAAAAUAGUUUUGUAUUAUAUAGAAGGAAUUUAAAUGCAGUUAUUAAUAACAGAAACGAUAUAAAAAGUGAAUUUAAUUUUAUUUCAAAAGAAGCAAGCAUAAAUUGGUCAAAAGAAAGUAAUGAGGUUAAACAACUUUACGAACUACUAGCAGAUUACGCAAAGCAAGUCCAUAAUUUAUUGUAUCCUGAUUACAGUUAUAAGCCAAAGCAAGGUGGAAGACAUUCAUAUUUACGCAAGCAAUACGAUGUUAUAGGAGGAGAGUGUUGGAGUGGGCUGUUUAUUCUCUCUAUAUUAAGAGAAAUAGAAUCUCAUCAAGAUAAUGUUUUAUCUUCUCUAUGUCUUAAAAAUAAUUGUUGA
Dentiscutata erythropus is the source of this 505-nucleotide messenger RNA. The record is from the annotation of a GenBank genome assembly. NCBI's taxonomy places the organism in Eukaryota, Fungi, Glomeromycota, Glomeromycetes, Diversisporales, Gigasporaceae.